AUGGGACUUCCCAAGGUCCUUUCUCGCGCGCUGGGCGCGCUUGGAGUCCUUCGAGGCUGUGCAGCGAGUCCCAAGGCAGCCUGUCACACUGAGGAGUGCGUCUCUUUCUCCGCCUCUUCCUCCGCCUCUUCCUCCGCCCUUCUGCAGGUGGCACAGGCUCCAAGCUUCAAGGCGAACUCAGAUGGAUUCGACCUUUGCGUGGUGCGUGACAACAAAUGCAUCGACCUCCACAUGGACGCAACGUGGGAUGAUGGUGUGACCUCAAAUCCAGCGCCCGAGCUGAACUGGACGGAUGCGCAGCUGGUCGUGGCACGCUACGAUGAAGACUUACGCUGGUUAGAUGCCUUGCCUCAAGUCCCAACGGUGAUCUACAACCGGGGCGACGAGCAAAGUCGUUUGUUGCCAAAGGCCCGAGAGAACCUCCGCAUCCUCCAUCAGCGCAAUCGGGGUCGCGAAGACCAGGUCUUUCUGCAGCAUAUCCACAAGAAUUAUGACCACCUGGCCCAGGCCACCGUAUUUCUUCAGGGAUGGCCCUUUGGCCAUUGCCCGGGCUUUCUCCGUGCGGUACGGAGAGCCCUUACUGCGGUGCUCACGCCCCAGAUGGCGGGCCCCGUGACCGCCGGGUACAUCGAAGGCCUGGCGCCCGUCACGAGCACCUUUUGGCACUACGACAUCGAGGGUGGUUUGAUUGGGCUGGCGCUUCAGAUGGCCGAGCGCAAUGUGCCGCCCGAGCAUCGCCCCCGAGCCGCGGCAGAGGUGAAGGAUGCCUUUGCGGAGAUCUGCCAGGAGAUCCUGAGAAAGCCCUGCCCCCGCCAACAAUGGGUCGCCGAAGGCGCCCAGUGGGCCGUGAGCAGGGAUCGCAUCCACAGCACUCCCCGGCACCUCUAUGCGAAAGCCAUGAGCCUUGGUGAAGGCUGGGCGGGAAAGAUUCGGGGCCUGGUGCUGGAAGCCAUUUGGCCGGUGCUCUUUGGCGCUGAUCACUGGGAACCCACCCAGGUGGACUACUUGCCAGAGCUGCGGGCCAGAGCCAACAAUCGCGCGAGGUCCAACGACGACUAUUGCGAGUUGGCCACGGGCGCCGUGAGCGGCACCGGUGCCGCGUGGCGACACUUGAUUUAUAGUUGUUCCCAGCGAGUGGAAUACUGCGAGCGCCAGCGGCACGCGGGAUCCGGCGACAGCCAAAGCUUUGAAGUCGAACGUCAGCAGUAUGAGAUCGACGACGCGAUGGGCUUCCUGCCGUGGAGCUUGGCCGCCCAACUGCGGCUGGUGCUCUUCGGUUCUUCCCGAUGGUGGCCACGCAACAGCCCUCAGGCGCGCCAGUCGCUGCCCUCGGCCAUCGCGGACCGGGGCUACUCGCCCCUCGUGGUGGAGCUGAAUGGUCGGAGAAUCCCAGUGGGGAAGGGAAGUGUGGAGUAG
Molecule: messenger RNA, 1416 nt
Organism: Durusdinium trenchii
Lineage: Eukaryota; Dinophyceae; Suessiales; Symbiodiniaceae
Source: the annotation of a GenBank genome assembly